UCUGUGUUUGUCAUUGCAGGUGAAUCAAACAGCCCUUCGGGAGCAACACAGAAUGGGAAAGGUUUACAGAGUAAGAGUCAGUUUAGGACCAUAGCACCAAAAAUUGUGCCAAAAGUCCUGACAUCCAGAGUGCUACCCUGUCCUUCCUCAUUUUCUGACCAAAGGAGUCCAGCUCUAACCUCCAAGCCUCUGGGCAUGCCCACCCAUAACUAUGCUCUGAUGCAGCUGGCUGGCCAAGAGGGAACGUUCUCUCUUGUUGCUUUGCCGAAUGUUGCCUCAGCUCAGCCAAUUCAGAAGCCCAGAAUGUCCCUGCAUGAAAACGUUAAGCUGCCUAUUCCUCGAUACCAACCACUAAGUAGCAAAGGACUAAGAAAGAGACAGGACCUGAUCUCUUCCAAGAGUGCCUGCAGUGGACCUCCUGGCCCAGCCCAGAUAUGUCAGGUGUCCCCUUCCCCACAAGCCCAUCCUGAACUGCCUCACAAACCCAGCGUGUUGAAGCAAAUGCCCACUUUAGACUCUUCCCCGACCAGUAUCAACACAGCUACCCUGAGCAGUGGUAUUGGCCAAGAAGAUUGGAAUCCUCUCGUGACCAAUAGCUGUGGCGAUCAGGAGCUUUCUGCCAUCCCAGCAUGUACUACAGAGGGUUCCUCUUCCCCACAGAGCCUCCUGGCAUCUAUUCAGAAGGCAGACUGUGCCAGGAAGGCGGUACCCACUAGGCCUGCUGUUGCUGAUGAAGAGCUUAAAGAACAGGUGGCUCCUGCACACACUGUCUUCAGCAGUGCCAUGCAGUACCACAUGGUCUCUGCGGUGCCUGAGGGUAAGGUGCCCAUCCUACCCUUCACCAGAGUGAAAACCACAGAGGUGGGCAAAGUGGAAUCGGAUGCCAAUAAUGCAGAAUUAUCUUCAUCUGGAUGCAGAACAAACGGUGAUGAGAGACUGUCCAUCACAGAAAGGUUCAAUGCAGCCACCCAGAUAGCCAGCAUGGUACCUGCUCUGCAUGGGUCAAAGCAGAGUGCUUGUGAUAGUGCCUUCUCUCUCAGCCACAAAGCAAAACCCAGCAGUGACUUAGCAAAGAGAAAAGGAAGAAAACGGAAGGUGCCAGAUGAGGUUUUAGCAUUGCAGGGUAAAAGAAGGAAAUGCAUUGUUGGUAUGUGCGCAGAUCGUGUACAAAGGAAAAGAAACAGUUCCCAGGAACCCAUGGACCAGAAGCCCAGGGCUGCUUCCAGAAAGUAUCGUAGCAUCAUGCCCAAGCCUGUCCUCGUCCUGUCUGCGUUGGCACCCCUGGCAUCUCCUGUGGCUCUGCUGCAGUCCCAGGCUCCCAGCAGCCUCAGUCAGGAUGUGCUGAAUAACACAUUGCCUCCAAAAGGGCUUGGCUCCAGACAGAGUGACCGCCCUACCCCAAAGCCCAGUUCUGUGCUCAGAAAUGGAUUCUCUGGCAUUAAGAAGCCCUGGCACAUGUGCCCUGUCUGUAACCACCACUUCCAGUUCAAACACCACCUUCUAGACCACAUGAAUAUACACACCAACAGACGGCCUUACAGCUGUGGGAUCUGUCGCAAGACCUAUGUCCGCCCUGGCAGCCUGAGUGCACACAUGAAGCUUCACCACGCCGAGCAUCGCCCCAAGAGGCUAGUGUGCUGUGAGUUUUGUGCGAAAGUGUUUGGUCAUGUCCCUGUCUACUUUGGCCAUCUGAAGGAGGUGCACAGGGUUGUGAUCAGCACAGAGCCCUCCUCUAGUGAGCUGCAGCCAGGAGACACGGCAAAAAACAAGGACAGAGAUGCCACUGUGCAAGGACCUGACGGCCCAUUGGAGAGGGAAACGAAAUCAAGUUUGGAAGAAGAUUUCCUUCUAAACCAGGCAGAUGAGGUCAAACUGCAAAUCAGAUGUGGUCGCUGUCAGAUCACUGCUCAGUCUUUCGCUGAAAUAAAGUUUCAUUUGCUUCAUGUCCAUGGGGAGGAAAUUCAAGGCCGGCUUCAAGAGGUGAUCUUACCAGGCGGCAGCUCUGGUGCCCCCUACCAGAAGCAGCACACGGAAAGAAGGAAGCAGGUGCCUCUGUGUGACUCUGUGGAGGACUCCCCAGCAUUUCCCACAGGGAAAAGACUGCCGCCCCCUCAUCAGAACAGAGAGGAGGUGCUGGGAGAGAGUGAAGGUGGCCAGUGGGGAGUGAGCGGCCCACCGCACCCCGCCAGGCUUCUCUGGUCCCAUUCGGGCUUUAACUGCCUGCUCUGUGCCCAGAUGCUGUGGAGGAAGGAGGACCUGCUUCUGCACUGGGUCCGGCAGCACAACUGUGAGGACCCCAGCAGACUCUGGGCUAUCCUGGGCACGUUCUCUAACCAGGCAGCUCCUGAGCUCCCCAGUGGGGCAAGGCAGUGAGCAGCUUUUUUAUCACACUCUACCUGUUAGUAUUCAAUUGUAAGGAUGCAGUGCUCGGGCCACACCCGUGUACAGAGGUCAUUUUGUGCAUAGCUUUAUUUUCGUAAGAAAUAAAAUAUGUGCCCUGGAUGCAUUUUCUAACAUACGUAGUCUCGCUUUAAAAUUCCAUGCACUCUCUACUAACGUAUACUUACCUAUAAUAAAUAAAAAGAUCAAAAU
Messenger RNA from Acomys russatus (golden spiny mouse), 2592 nucleotides. It is a transcript of the gene Znf438, whose product is annotated as zinc finger protein 438. Gene Ontology annotation, molecular function: sequence-specific DNA binding; DNA-binding transcription factor activity, RNA polymerase II-specific. The transcript is spliced from 2 exons. Gene Ontology annotation, cellular component: nucleus. The annotation marks the transcript as partial. Lineage: Eukaryota; Metazoa; Chordata; Mammalia; Rodentia; Muridae. Gene Ontology annotation, biological process: regulation of transcription by RNA polymerase II. The record is from RefSeq and is a predicted model, not a curated record.